AUGAAGGCAUUCUUGGCUACCGUUACCCUCGCCGUUGUUGCCGGCGCCUCCGCCAGGACCUUUACGGUCAAGAACAACUGUGCUUACACUGUCUGGCCGGCCAUCUUCACCGACAAGAACGUCGGCUCGUCCGUCCCCGACCAGAAGACCGGAUGGGAGGCUGCUCCUGGUUCCAGCGUUUCCUUCAGCGUCCCCGACGACUGGAAGGCGGGUCGCAUCUGGGGUCGCCGCGGCUGUGACUUCAGCACCAACCCCGGCCCCAACUCCUGCCUUGACGGCGGCUGCAACGGCGGCCUCGAGUGCGACCCAGCCACGGGCACCGGUGUCCCUCCCGCUACUGUCGCUGAGUGGACUCUGUCUGCUGACGGCAACCAGGACUGGUACGAUGUCUCCCUGGUAGACGGCUUCAACAUCCCCAUCAGAAUCGACAACUCCGCCGGCUGCAGCGUCGCGGACUGCCCCGCCGACCUCAACCCGCAGUGCCCUGACCCCCUGAAGGGCCCGACCGACUCCUCCGGCGCCGUCGUCGGCUGCCGCAGCGCAUGCCAGGCGAACCUGGACGGUAACCCCCAGGACUCGGCCAACUGCUGCUCCGGCAGCCACAACACCGCGGACACCUGCCCGCCUUCUGGCGUCCAGUACUACGACUACUUCAAGAGCUCCUGCCCGAACUCGUAUGUUUACGCCUACGACGAGAGCAGCGGCACCGCGCUCUGGACCUGCGACUCGAGCAAGAAGCCCGACUACACCCUCACGUUCUGCCCUUAA
Molecule: messenger RNA, 768 nt
Organism: Gloeophyllum trabeum ATCC 11539
Lineage: Eukaryota; Fungi; Basidiomycota; Agaricomycetes; Gloeophyllales; Gloeophyllaceae
Product: thaumatin-like protein
Exons: 5
Coding region: 1-768 (255 amino acids)
Biological process (GO): defense response
Cellular component (GO): extracellular region
Source: RefSeq, a predicted model, not a curated record